AUAGAACAAAGAGGAAAAACCAUUUCAAAUUAAACUCUUGCACUAUACAAAUUAAACUCUUGCGUAAUCUCACUCUACUUUUCCUAUCCUUCUACUCUCCAAUUGGACUUGAUUUCAACAACACUCAACUUGAUCCUCUAUAAUAUACAUCACUCCACCACUUUCAUAAAAAUAUCCAUGACAUAUCUAUCUCUUCUAAAAACUUCUUGCUACAUAUAAACCUCUUGCUGCCCACUUAGAAGCACAUUAACCAAAUUUACUCACCUAAACUUUCAUCAGUCUUUUAUCAAUCAUAUUAAAGUACACCUUUGUUAAAAUCUUGCAUGAUGAGAUCCUUGAAGACAUCCCGUUUUACUAGCUCAUCACGAUGCUUUUUUCAACAGUUUUUUGUUUCAUGUGUUUCCAUCUUACUCAUAGUGGUCAGCACUGGUGGCUAUAAAAAGGUGAUUGCAUCUCGUCACCUUGUUGAAGUGAAUCACCAAGGUUAUCCUACAUGGUUUCCUACUGACGACCGUAUCUUGUUGUUUGAGCUCCGAAAAGGUCUAGCUCGACCAAACACCAUUGUGGCCAAGGAUGGUAGUGGCCAAUAUAAAACGGUUACAGCUGCUAUUAAUUCGUAUCCUAAGAAUCAUCGAGGAAGAUAUGUUAUAUAUGUUAAAAUGGGUGUCUACCAUGAGUAUAUAACUAUUGAUGCUGAAAAAAGAAAAAUUUUAUUAUACGGUGAUGGCCUUACAAACACAAUUAUCACUGGAAACAAGAACCGUCAGAGUGGACUCGGUACAAACGAAACAGCCACAUUUUCCACCUUGGGUGAUGACUUCAUUGCCAUGUCAAUUGCAUUUGAGAAUAAAGCUGGUCCAAAAGCUCAACAAGCAGUAGCAGUACGUGUUGAAGGUCAACGCUCAGUAUUCUUCCGGUGUGCAUUUCUUGGUUAUCAAGACACAUUGUACGCAAAUAGGGGUGUUCAAUUCUACCGUAACUGUGAGAUUUAUGGAACCAUUGAUUUUAUCUUUGGUAUGGGUACUACCUUGAUCCAGAACUCUAAGAUCUUGGUAAGGAAGCCCAUUCAAGGACAACAAAACAUUGUGGUUGCAGAUGGCUCAUCCAACAAGUUCAUGCACACUGGAAUAGUUCUCCAAAACUGCUCCAUAAUACCAGACAUUGAGCUAUAUCCUUAUCGGUAUACAGUGAAGACUUACUUGGCAAGGCCAUGGAAGGCUUUUUCAAGGGCAAUCUUCAUUAACAAUUACUUUGAUGAUUUUAUUCAACGAGAAGGAUAUAUGAUAUGGUCAAUUAAUGAAACAAACACUGCAAAUUCUUACUUCGCUGAGUUUGGCAAUGUUGGACCCGGUGCCAAUGCUACGUCAAGAGUUAAAUGGGCAAAAGGUGUCAUAAACAAAGAUGAAGUUGUUAGAUUCACUGCUGAAAUUACAAAAGAUGAAGCUGUUAGAUUUACUGCUGAACCAUGGCUUAAUGCUAGCACUUGGUUGCCUUUCACUAGCGUGCCAUACAAUAAAGGAUUGUAG
Messenger RNA from Cicer arietinum (chickpea), 1526 nucleotides. Its product is annotated as pectinesterase 4-like. Gene Ontology annotation, biological process: cell wall modification. Lineage: Eukaryota; Viridiplantae; Streptophyta; Magnoliopsida; Fabales; Fabaceae. Gene Ontology annotation, molecular function: pectinesterase activity. The record is from RefSeq and is a predicted model, not a curated record.